Messenger RNA from Caenorhabditis auriculariae, 1223 nucleotides. NCBI's taxonomy places the organism in Eukaryota, Metazoa, Nematoda, Chromadorea, Rhabditida, Rhabditidae. The record is from the annotation of a GenBank genome assembly.
AUGAACCCAGCAAGAGGUCGUGCAAACGACGGAAGGCCGGGCAAUGAACAACCCGAUUUGAUACCGGAGGAGCCCAGAAACUACCGCGAGAAUGGUAGCGGAUACCGCCGAUACAGAGAUCGUAACGUGCGACACGAUCGCGUAAGCCUUUAAUCGUUAUUCUCGAAAAAAAACGGAUGUUAAAAUAAAUCACAUAGGAAGACUCAAAGCGGUUAUCGACUAGAAAACAAGCCCUCUUUGAUUCCUUGAUCAAGGCUCAGAACUGUUUUUUUUUAGCCAAGACCCGAAGACGGUGAAGUUGAAACUGUGCGAGAUCUUAUUCGUCUUUGGCGGCAAUUCGAAGCUGAGCAGCGACAACGCGAGCGACAACGCGAGCGCCGUGAAAGACUUUUUGGGAGCUACAUCGCCGACAUCGUGGUUGUACGUAUCAUCUCUUAUUCUGAAAAAAGUAUAUGAUGUUAAAAGUGAGAGGGUCAAGCACUGCCGAGAUACCACAAAAAUGAAAAAAAAACACGAAUUUUAAGGUUCCAAACUCCUUAAAAAGCAAUAAUUGAAACGAUCGUCUGUGAUCUGAAUUCAAAGGCUUCAUUCACGCUUUACCGUUUCUGCAGUUUUAUGAACGCCUCAACUGAACAAAGGACCUUUUUUAUUUGAAAUAGCUUCUUACAUUGCAGAAAAAGAAGAUUAAAAACUCACAGAAGCUUCGUUGUGAGAAAUUCUAUAGAAUUAGUAGGCGUUCACUAUUUUUUUCAGAGCGAGCUUCUAUCUCGAGACCCCAACAUCAACCAACGGUUUGCGCAGCAAAGACAGCAAAUCAAUCAAGAGAAUCGUCGGAACGUGGAACAUGCUGAACGUCCCGCGGCUUUGGAGGCCGUAUGUUUCAAUUUAUUAUAAAAGAAGUGGUUAUGAAACUCUUAAAUGUUUCAGUACUCGACAGAAAAAGAAAAAUAUGGAAUUUUUUUCAAACGAGCAAGUCAAAUUCAGUUUUUUUUUUGACUGGCCACAAAAAAUGUGAUAUUCGAUUUAUAUUCCAAAAAGACCUAUUUCGUCUAUCAAGAAUUUGUUUCAAGGAACAUCCGGUUGGAAAUGCGGCCGCACCGCUCGGACCACACGAGAAUCGUGAAGGAGAAGAAAAUCCUGGGGACGACACUGAAGAAGAACAAGAACCAGGAGGUGGAGAAGAAGGACAAGCAGAUGAGGCAGAUGUUCAGCCUCCAAUCUAA